Molecule: messenger RNA, 669 nt
Organism: Fusarium sp. VM40
Lineage: Eukaryota; Fungi; Ascomycota; Sordariomycetes; Hypocreales; Nectriaceae
Source: the annotation of a GenBank genome assembly
AUGAGAUUCUCAGCCUUUUUAAUCGUCGCAUCUGCGGCCAUUGUCGCCGCAGCUCCUAGUGUUGUCCAUCCCUUCUCUCAAGUGCGUGCCGCGCUUAACGAGACGGCCCCUAGCCCCGACCGUGAGGACGGCAAGGGAGAUCUACUUGCCCCUGGACGCGAAGAGGACGGCAAGGAUGGCCGCGAGGAUGGUGCAGAGGACCGCGAAGAUCGAAAGGAUGACCGUGAAGAGGGCCAGGAUGACAAGAAGGACGAUGGCCGCGAUGAAGACCGUGAGGACCGCAAGGAAGACGACAACAAGCGUGGCGGCCUUGCCUUUGGCCAAGUCGACCUGAACUAUCUGCUCCAGGUCAACGAGCUCAACCUAGUCAAGCUCAAGCAGCUCAGCGGCGAGAACAACUUCGACAUCACAGUCUUCGCCGACCUCUUCGCCUCCAAGGACUUCAGCCUCAAGCAGCUCCUGGAACUUCAGCAGCUCUCAACCGUGCUCAAGAUUGCCGAGACUGGCAUCUUUGACGAGUUUGAGCUGUCCAGGCUGGAGCUCGGUGGUCUCAACCUUGGGCUCAUUGAUGGCAUUGCAUCCAUUGAUCUCACAAAGUUCAUUGAUGCUGCGUUGAAGCCCAAGAUUACCAUCAUCGCCAAGAAGGUCACCAACGUUAUUGUUAUCUAA